This is a messenger RNA of Gastrolobium bilobum, 1878 nucleotides long. RefSeq lists its product as uncharacterized. Bases 1 to 1878 code for a protein of 625 amino acids. The record is from RefSeq and is a predicted model, not a curated record. The transcript has a single exon. NCBI's taxonomy places the organism in Eukaryota, Viridiplantae, Streptophyta, Magnoliopsida, Fabales, Fabaceae.
AUGCGUGACAUGAAUCAACGCAUUGACACCUUGGAAAACCAACUCCAAGCGGCUGAAGUCGUGCGUGAACAGCAAUACUUACAAUUGCAGGAAUCCCAAACAAAGAUGCAAGAAUCCCAAACUCAACAAUUCAAUAUACUGCGUCAAGAAUUAAACCGACUUGUGGAGUCACACAUAGGCAACAACGGUUCUGGUGUUCUGGGUGCCGGUCCACACCGCACCCAUACUGCCACUUCUGGCCAGCAUCACCCACAACCCAUGAAAAUCACCUUUCCACGCUUCUCUGACGGAGACCCCACCGACUGGAUAUUUAGUGCCACACGCUAUUUUGAUUAUUAUCACAUUCCAGAUAAUGAGAGGGUUUUAUUAGCUUCUUUCAAUUUGGACAAACUAGCCUCUUCCUGGUUUCAUGGCCUUUUUAAUGAUGGGCUGCUCCCCAAUUGGCCUGCCUUGUUUACGGCUAUGCAACGCCGUUUUGGGCCAUCAGAAUUUGAGGACCCUGCGGUUUCUUUGGCUAACCUACGCCAACAGACCACCGUUAGCGAUUUUCAAGCAAAUUUUGAGAUCAUCGCUAGCCGCACUCCAGGUCUCUCCCCAACACUUAAAAGGGCGCUAUUUAUUGCAGGCCUUAAACCCCACAUCAGGCGACCAGUCCUUGUACAACGACCACAGGAUGUCCAUUCUGCUUUUUCAUUAGCCAAGAUUUAUGAAGACCAGCAAGCUGACACCCACAGUGGUCCCCGACAACAACGGCCAUGGCUACCACGCCCAUCCAUUACCAACAAUAACAACUCAAAUACGUUUUCCCCCAACAAAAAUACUACUUCAUCUCCUUCCGUACCAAUUAAACGCCUGACCGUAGAGGAAAUUCAAAACAAACGUGACAAAGGACUUUGUUUUGGCUGUGAUGAAAGGUAUGUUUUCGGACACAAAUGCAAAGGAAAAGCCACCUUGUUAUAUUUUGAAGGUACUGACGAUGAUAAUGCCCAACCAAUGGAGGAGGACACUCCAGUUAUUCCGCCAGAUGCAGACCCUCUCCCUAAUUCUUUUUCCGAGAUUAGUUUGAAUGCUCUUUUUGGUCAUUAUUCACCUCGGUCUUUCCGUUUAACGGGAUCAAUACAUGGCAAACAGGUCCAAAUACUGGUUGAUGGAGCUAGCACCCAUAACUUUAUUACUCAUAAAAUGGCCACUUACUUGGGACUUGUACUACAAACCGUUCCACCGUUUACGGUCCAAGUAGGCAAUGGCGAUGGGUUGACCUGCAAGGCUCUUUGUUGCGACAUUCCGUUAAUGCUGCAAUCCCACAGAUUUUUCUUGGAUUUAUAUGUGUUGGACCUACAAGGCGCUGAUAUAGUUCUAGGAGUUCAAUGGUUAGCCACAUUGGGACCCAUUCUUACGGAUUAUGGAAAAUUGCUCAUGAGUUUUGAGCACCAUGGCAAUACUAUUCAACUACAAGGACAACGGCCAGAUACUUCCCUGAUGAUUUCACCGGCAAAACUUAACAAGCUUAUUGCUAGUAAUGCCUACACUUCAUGCCUGAUGUGUUUUACCCAAUCCGCCCACACUUCCACCAUUACUACACCUUCACACACUGAUCCCAUCCCCCAUACAGUCCAUGAAAUCCAACAAUUAUUGGCCAACUACUCUGAUGUCUUCACCAUUCCCACCACAUUACCCCCCAACCGUUCCCAUAAUCAUCAUAUUACUCUACUUCCCAAUUCUAAAGCUGUCCAAGUUAGACCUUACCGUUACCCUCAUUUCCGAAAGAAUGAAAUUGAAAAAUUAUGUCAGGAAAUGCUUCAAUCCGGUAUUAUUCGACCAAGUCAAUCGCCAUUUAGUUCUCCUGUUUUAUUGGUCAAAAAGAAGGAUGACACUUGA